GCCGCACCCAAGUGGGAUGAUGGUGAAUGGGCGGGGGCAAGGACAAGCGCAGAGAGAUAAAACUCUGAAAUCAGCAGGGCAGCGGAUAAAAACAGUGCAAACCACAGGCUACCCGUCGAUCUGCUUUGCUUUCAUUCCACCGCAGCUAUAACGAGGGAGGUCAGCCCAGGAUGAACGGAGAGUCAGGUCCCGGGGUGGUGACGGCUCCCCCUCCCACCACAGCCCCGCACAAGGAGCGGUACUUCGACCGGGUGGAUGAGAGCAGUCCGGAGUACCAGAGGGAGAGAAACAUGGCGCCCGACCUGCGGCAAGACUUCAACAUGAUGGAGCAGAAGAAGAGAGUCUCCAUGAUCCUUCAGAGUCCGGCGUUUUGUGAAGAGCUGGAGACGAUGAUCCAGGAUCAACUCAAGAAGGGGAAGACCCCGACAAGCUUGCUGGCUCUGCAGCAGAUCGCAGACUUCAUGACCACCAGCAUGCCCUCCAUGUACCCUGCUGCCCCACAGGGAGGCAUGGCAGCGCUCAACAUGAGUUUGGGGAUGGUGACUCCAGUCAAUGACCUUCGUGGCUCAGACUCCAUCUCUUAUGAAAAAGGCGAGAAGCUGCAGCGGUGCAAGCUGGCGGCCUUUUAUCGACUCGCCGACCUGUUUGGCUGGUCUGAGCUCAUCUACAACCACCUCACCGUCCGAGUGAACUCUGAUCAGGAGCGCUUCCUCAUUGUCCCCUUUGGGCUCCUGUACAGUGAAGUCACUGCUUCCAGCCUGGUGAAGAUCAACCUCCAAGGUGAGAUAGUGGACCGGGGGAGCACCAACCUCGGGGUCAACCAGGCUGGCUUUACUCUCCACUCAGCCAUUUACGCGGCCCGGCCCGAUGUGAAGUGUAUCGUUCACAUACACACAGCAGCAGGCGCUGCGGUUUCAGCCAUGAAAUGUGGACUCCUGCCCAUCUCACCUGAAGCUCUGUCCCUCGGUGAGGUGGCCUACCACGACUACCACGGUAUACUGGUGGAUGAUGAAGAAACUGCUCUCAUCCAGAAGAAUAUUGGGCCUAAGAGCAAGGUGCUCAUCCUGAGGAAUCAUGGUUUGGUGUCAGUCGGAGAAACGGUGGAAGAAGCUUUCCAUUACAUCCACAACCUGGUCACAGCCUGCGAGAUCCAGGUGCGAACACUGGCCAGCGCUGGAGGGCCAGACAAUCUGGUGAUGCUGGACCCUGCCAAAUAUAAGUUGCGCCCAAAUGUCCCUGAGCCGGCAAGUGAUGGGUCCUCAACACAUCCCAAGUGGCAAAUUGGGGAGCAAGAGUUUGAGGCCCUCAUGAGAAUGCUCGAUAACUUGGGCUAUAGGACGGGCUAUCCUUACCGCUGCCCAGCUCUGAGGGACAAAGGUAAAAAGUUCAGUGACGGGGAGCUGGCCCACUCAUACGGUGAGGACAGUGACUCAGGUGCACGCUCCCCACUGAAACACAGCUUCCAGCGCGGCCAGCGCGACAAGACUCGCUGGCUCAAUGCCGGCGGCCGCCCCGAUGAGCCCUACGAGGAUGGGCCCGACGGCUGCAGCCCCAAGUCGAAGCCUAAGGUGUGGACGAACAUAACACAUGAUCACGUCAAACCCUUGCUGCAGUCUCUCUCGUCCGGUGUCUGCGUGCCAAGCUGUAUAACCAACUGCUUGUGGACAAAGGAGGACGGACUCCGCCAGGCUGCCGUAGCAAAUCAGUUCAUCCCUUUGAACACCAACCCAAAGGAAGUCCUGGAAAUGAGGAAUAAGAUCCGGGAGCAGAACCUGCAGGACAUAAAGACGGCGGGUCCCCAGAGUCAGGUUCUGUGUGCCGGCACUGUGGUGGAGCGAAGCUUCAACCAGGGCGAGCUGGUGACGGCGUCCAAGGCCAUCAUCGAGAAGGAGUACCAACCCAAGGUGAUCAUCAGCAAACAGGGUCCAAACCCCUUCACCAAACUCACCGACCAGGAGCUGGAGGAGUACCGCCGCGAGGUGGAGCAGAAACAGAAAGGAGGUGAAGCGCGGCGCCAGCAGGAUUGUAGGGAGGGCUCACCCCGCCCAGAGCUUUCAACCCAGUCUCCCAGCUUAGAGAAAGCUCGGCCUCCGGCCCCCACGCCGGCCUCCCAGCAGAGCUCCUCCCCUGAGGAGGUCUCUUCUGGAGGGCCUGCUUUAGCAGACUCCGCAGGGACAGUAGCGGAUGACGUUUUCUCCACCGCCGACGGGGCUCCAGAGUCCCCGCACAAGGAGUUCUACAGUGCGGUGGUGCGGGCCCUCAGCAUGGACUCGUCGGUGGCCAAAGCGGCGGAGGCAGAUCCAGAUCAAGUAGAGUGUGAGGAGGAGGAGAAAGCCCUGAAGCCCACAUCCACCCCACCCAGCACCCCCGUCAGAGCGGAGGAGGAAUCCCUGCCAGAGCAAACCUUUAAGGACGAGAGUGACGCAGCCACCCUGAGACAGACCCUCCCAGACCUAACGCCAGACGACCCCUCCGACGCCCCAGCGCUUCCCGCCGAAGACCCUGCCGCUGCACCUGCCGCGCCCGCCGCAGACGCAGCCGAGGGGGAGGCGCCCGCUGAAGCUGAGGACCAGGAGGGGGAGGAGUCUCCCAGCAAAUCUCCCUCCAAAAAGAAGAAAAAGUUCCGCACUCCCUCCUUCUUAAAGAAAAACAAAAAAAAGACAGAACCCUAGAUCGGAAUCAGUUGAAUCAGUCCCAGAAAGCUCAGAUUUUUUUUUCCUCUUUUAUAAUUGCACCCUUUAACACCCAGUCAUACUUUGUGUUGUUUUGAUAUCAUUUGUUGCCGGCUUAUUAACUAUUUUCCUUGUUAGUUUGUGCCAAUUUUGUAUUUUGUAUACAAUGUAAAAAUGAGUGCAUAAAGGUUUUUAUUGCUUAGACGCUUUUCGUUAUUGAUGCAGGGUUUUUUUUUUUUUUUUUUUUUCUUUCCACUCCUCCUGGCCUUUUCUGCAUGUUCAUGCUGGCUCACACUCUUGACCUUUUUUUUCUUUUUAGGAAUUUAACCAUUGUAACCACUAGAAUGUAUUGGGAUUGUAUCAAAUAUGUAAAGUGUCUUCUUAAAAAUAAUAAAACAAAGCAAAUGUAAUAGUAAAAUCAGACAACUAUGAAGUGCUACUCGUAUCUGCAGAAGUGGGUGCUUGUUUAAAUGCAUGUGAGCUGAGCAGGACGGCCACAUUUGGGCUUUUAUUUUGAAAAAAAGGUCACCUAUUAAAAUCCACUUCCUUGUCCACAAAACGUUAGGUAUCCUUUGGUCUUUGUGUGAUGUCUGGUCAAAUUUCACAAAGAUUUUAUUUUUUUCUUUUAAUUCAUAAAAUUUGUAUUUUUUUUCAUGCAGUUUUUGUCAGACUCUUAAGAUAAUUUGGACAAUAGUUCACCUGUUCAGGUUAAUGCUGUUUGUCCUAAUUAAAAAAAGAAUGUUUUGUUUUUCUUCAUGUGAAAAAUCAUAAAACUAAAGCAACACUACUCCAUGUGUGAUGGACUUUUUUAAAAUAAAUAUUUUAUUUGAAAUGAUGUCGCUCAGUAUGAGAAAUCCCCCUUCCCCUUGUCAUUCAUACUUUUAUUUUGAAUCCAUCAAUUUAUACGAACAGUAUUUCAAACAUGUUUCCCUUUUUAACCUGAAUUAUAUAUUUUUUUCUUCUCAUGGAUGGGAUUCAGAAGAGUUCAUCUAAAGUUUGCAGGGCAUUAACACCAGACCAUCUGCUGUGCUGUACAAGUUAAACCCUUCUUUUCUAAAUGAUAAGCAGUCAUUGUAAUGGCUUUAAUGAGCAAAAUUAAUUUGAUUCGUAUUUAAAAAAGCAACAUUGCAUGAAAAUAAGAGUUCCAAAAUGAUUGCAGUAAACAGCUCAGUGUCUUAAUGGGUGACAUCAACAGUUUUUUGUUUGUUUUUUUAGUUUUGUUCUAUUUCUUUUUAUUCAUGUCAAACUUUUUCUUUGGUUUAAAAAGUUCAAAAUGUUGCUGAAUUCACCUCCUUUCACUUCAAAUGUCUCACUAUUCCCUCUACAAACUUAAUAUUGAAUCUGUUUUUUGUUUGUUUUUGUCAUUGUUCUGCCAUAAUUACAACCAUAAAAUAAACAACCUUGAAAAGUG
Molecule: messenger RNA, 4083 nt
Organism: Oryzias melastigma (Indian medaka)
Lineage: Eukaryota; Metazoa; Chordata; Actinopteri; Beloniformes; Adrianichthyidae
Gene: add1
Product: adducin 1 (alpha)
Exons: 16
Coding region: 171-2672 (833 amino acids)
Biological process (GO): positive regulation of adherens junction organization; barbed-end actin filament capping; positive regulation of establishment of endothelial barrier
Cellular component (GO): focal adhesion; cytoskeleton; postsynaptic density
Molecular function (GO): actin filament binding
Source: RefSeq, a predicted model, not a curated record